Messenger RNA from Cebus imitator (Panamanian white-faced capuchin), 672 nucleotides. RefSeq names its product UL16-binding protein 3-like. Lineage: Eukaryota; Metazoa; Chordata; Mammalia; Primates; Cebidae. Gene Ontology annotation, biological process: antigen processing and presentation of endogenous peptide antigen via MHC class Ib; immune response; antigen processing and presentation of endogenous peptide antigen via MHC class I via ER pathway, TAP-independent. Bases 1 to 672 code for a protein of 223 amino acids. Gene Ontology annotation, cellular component: external side of plasma membrane. The record is from RefSeq and is a predicted model, not a curated record. The transcript is spliced from 4 exons.
AUGGACACAUUGGUGACCCAUGACGCUCACUUUCUCUGCUACAACUUCACCAUCAUCCAUCUGCUCAGACCUGGACAACAGUGGUGCGAGGUCCAAGGCCAGGUGGAUCAGAAGAAUUUCCUCUCCUAUGACUGUGGCACUGACAAGGUCUUAUCUGUGGGUCGCCUAGAAGAGCAGCUGAAUGCCACAGAUGGCUGGGGAAGACAACUGGAAAUGUUGAGAGAGGUGGGGCAGAGGCUCAGACUGGAACUGCCUGGCAUUGAGCUGGAGGAUUUCACCCCCAGUGGACCCAUCAGGCUGCAGGCCAGGAUGUCUUGUGAGUGUGAAGCCGAUGGACACAUCCAUGGAUCCUGGCAGUUCGGAUUUCAUGGACAGAGGUUCCUCCUCUUUGACUCAAACAACAGAAAGUGGACAGUGGUUCAUGCUGGAGCCAGGCGGAUGAAACAGAAGUGGGAGGAGGACAGGGAACUGACCGCGUUCUUCCGGAAGGUCUCCACAGGAGACUGCAGGAGCUGGCUUCGGGACUUCCUGAUGUGCAGGGAGAAGAGGCUGGAGCCCACAGCACCGCCCACCGUGUCCUCAGGCACAGACCAACUCAGGGCCCCGGCCACCACCCUCAUGCUUUGCUGCCUCUGCCUCAUCCUCCCCUGCUUCCUCCUACCUGGCAUUUGA